This is a messenger RNA of Rhinichthys klamathensis goyatoka, 1196 nucleotides long. RefSeq lists its product as uncharacterized. The record is from RefSeq and is a predicted model, not a curated record. The transcript has 4 exons. The coding region runs from base 119 to 694 and encodes 191 amino acids. NCBI's taxonomy places the organism in Eukaryota, Metazoa, Chordata, Actinopteri, Cypriniformes, Leuciscidae.
UUCAAUAGCAUUCAGAAAGAAGAAGUGGACAGGACAGUGAUAUUACAGCAGAGGAGAGGAGGACAACAAAAGAGAAAGGAAAGCCACAUCUCGUUCCCUGAAAAAACACUUCUUCACCAUGACUGUUCCCACGGCAAAGAAGAUACUGAUGGUGCCUAUGGUGGCCGUGGCGUUUUUGGCUUCAUGCUUUGGGAUGAGCAACGAAGUGGAUUAUGGGAAUUGGAACUACAGGGAAGGAGCGGAGAACGUGAACGUGGCUAACAUACGCAGCGUGACUCGAGUGUUGGACGCCUGGGGCAAACGCAUAUUCAAAGAUAUCAAGACCCUCUUACACUCACAACCCAAUGCCCUUCUGCCAGACUACUCCAGGGUUCGUCCUCUCUCGGAGUCCCUAAAUGAUCUCUUCAGAGAAGUCUCCCACUUACAGAGGCGCAUCACAGAUCUUAACAAUCGCCUAGCAACCCUGGAACCCUUCCUCCGUCAUCAUGGUUACCGAGAGGAGGGUGAGGAGGGAGGGGACGGCAAGGAACUGGCUCCUCAGAGUGUGAAAGGAAUGGGACAGAGUCAAACAAAGUAUUCACGACGGUACAUGGUUCGAGUAGUCCGUCCUAUGAACCGGGUGGUGAGAACCAGACGAGUGAAAGUGUUCAAAAAUGAAAACGGAAGGGUCAAAGCGAGCGAAAGUGAGAGGUAGAGGGAGGUAAAAGAUUAUAAUCAAACAUUAAUGUUAUUCAGGAAAUAUCCUUUAUAUUGGGAAUAGAACAAUUCACAUAUUAGACAUGUUAGUAUACAAGCGUGCAUCCAUCAUCUUUUGUCUGUACUCCUUCAUGUUCAGCUCUCGAAGGUGAGAUUAAAGUUCCUUGGCAAAAAAACAAAUGUUGGGAAUGUGGAUUGUGGAAAACUUUCCCAGUAGGAUAAUGAAAAAACAAAAAGAAACAUUGAGAGUAAAAACAGACACGCUUUUUCCAAACAAAGCUAUAGCUAUACAAUCAGCUAUUAUUUUCUGUGGGGAAUCUUUAUGGAAGCUUUGGUAUUUUGUGUGACAGGAAUAAAAUCAGGUGAAUAAAUGUUCAUACUUUAAAAUAUAAUUCUGUCUGGUUUUUUUUUUUCAUGAUUGAUUACUCGUGUUUAACUGUACUCAAAUAUUAAAGGGGACCUAAUAUGCAAAAUUCACUUUUAUAUUGUUUUUGAACAUA